Penicillium hordei is the source of this 1248-nucleotide messenger RNA. RefSeq lists its product as uncharacterized. NCBI's taxonomy places the organism in Eukaryota, Fungi, Ascomycota, Eurotiomycetes, Eurotiales, Aspergillaceae. Bases 1 to 1248 code for a protein of 415 amino acids. The record is from RefSeq and is a predicted model, not a curated record. The transcript has a single exon.
AUGAAGUCAGAUACACUACCUAGUACAAGGCCGUCAUCUUCUCUGCCUCGGCAAGGAUGCUCCCGACUACUAUCCCCAACCCACGCGCCUCCAGCCGUGUUUGCUGCAGGCCCCUCACACCAGCCUAAUCAGCGCCGUGAGUCCGUCACCGAGGACCCCGCUGCAGCAUAUCGUACCACCGCUAUGCGCCAGAUCAACGGUUUCCCGAGAUCUACACCCCGUCCCGUCCGUGACAAUCCCCCUGGAAGACACUCGUCGACACUCGCUACACGCCCCGUGCUUGUCAGGGCGUAUUCGGGAGAUGCGCCGGAUAGGCCUACACGACCGUCUACUAUGUCUCCGCUUCGGUUCCUCUCAUUCUCGGGUUCGAGGAGCUCGGCUCCUCCGUCACAAUCUGAUGUCAUGUUUCCGACAGACAAGGACUUUAGUAUCGAGAGUAUACUGCAGGCCAUCGAGCCUGAUAUCCGUGGAACUCUGGACUCCAUUGCUGAGAUCUGUGGGCGGAGCAAGCUCAGUCUUUCCAAUGAGUAUGGUAGUCAUAUCGCCCCCUUGGGUGAGAUUUGUGCUCCGUCAAGUCCACUGGGACCCGUCGAGGAGGCUAGGCCUAAUGAGGAACGGCCUGUCGAUGACAACAAUGCGGUCAUUGUUGAGGAUGAGGCUAGUCCGAUUGAUCUGGCUCGUGACAUGCAUCCGUUCUCCUUUCAUCGGUAUCUAGAAAAUCUGAGGCAUACUGCGUCUAUGAUGGAACAGAAUGCUGCCCCUGGCCAGACAACUCAGAGACAACCCCAUUCUCCAUUGUUUCCUGCCAUGACCUCCGAGACGGAAACUGUUUUGGCUAUUGCGCCGGAGACCAUAGCUUCGACACCUUUCACGCGCGAAUUCGCAUCGAGACCCAAGCAUAGCGGUCGUGAUCUACUAGCAAAGAAUGCUGCUGCUAGCAGUGGCGAACAGCAGUCAUCUCAGAUGGCCACUCCCGCUGUAGUGUCAGAGGUUCAUCUAGAGGUGAUUGCAAAUGAUGGGUCCUCCACUGCACCCAAUAUUCUCCCGCAAUCUGCUCUGGCAGGUGAGGGUUUACCUGACGCGGGAAACUCUGGUCCGGAAAUCAUACAAUCCCUCCUUGGCUGGCUGAAGUGGACUGCAAGUAUCGCUGGGCCGGAAUCUAGCCCUGCUUUGGAGUCCGCAGAGGGUCGGCUACGAGCUAUGCUUGACCGUUCAGGGAGUGAGGCUGCGCCGUCAACUGUAGUUUGA